GGAUUAAGGAAUGGAAUUUGCAUCAAUCAUUCAAGUUCAUUCAAUCAAUCAAAUGGAAUUGUCGCUGAUUGCCAAUGCCAACCGAUCAAACGAUAUAAUUUUAAAACACUGUGAUAUUUAGUUGAAUGCUCUCAAAUCUCGUCGCGGAGGCGGUUUGCCAGUUUGGCGUAUGUCGACGUUAAUUACGACGCCGUGACAACGUUUUGUGAUCCAUGUUCUGUGUUGUGUUGUGGACAGUGGUGUCUUGAAUAACACUUAUUUACCACACAUUCUUAUCGUUUUAGCUUAGUGUAAAUGGAUUACAACGCUUCAUUUACUUUCGUAAACACGUAACGUCAUCAGGUAUGACUGCCGAGUGAAACAACACACCCGCAGUUCGUGUUUGAACAAUGUAAACUCGCAGUGCCAAAGUGUAUUUUAUUCCGUUCAAAAAUGCUCAAAUAAAUCAGUUCCUUAAAGUUAUUGAAAUACGUCCGUUUUAAAAUAGUUUUCAAAUUUACAAUAGCGCCAUCUGUGCUCGAGUAGCGAAAUUAGCGUGUUGCAAUUUUUGUAAGCGCCCUCUGUGUUCGAGUAGCGGAACUAUGUGUAGAUGGAACUAGCGUCUUGUGAAGUGAUAUUAUGAGCGCCAUCUGUGUGUGAGUGUUGGAACUAUGCGGUGAUGGAGGCGGGGUUUAUAAGGGCGAGCGUGGGGGGCGCGCCCCCCGCCUCGGCGAGUGUGGUGCGUGCGCCGGGCCUGAAGAGGGGCAAGACGGAGGAGGCGAUAUCGGAUCGGAUCAAGUUGGAGAGCGUGCUCGGGCUGACAGUCUCCUCUAACGCUGCUCUAGAUUGUGAUCCCAACACUGAGCUCGUCGCGUACCCGGCAGGAUGCACCGUGGUCCUAUACAACGUACGCAAGAACCGUCAGACGCACGUACUGAACGCGUCAAGAAAAAGCGUCACUUGCGUCGCCUUCAGCCCCGAUGGAAGAUACCUCGCCACUGGGGAGUGCGGGCACGCGCCCGCCGUGCGGGUUUGGGACCUACAGGACCCGACGGCGUCAGGCGCGGUUCAGAUUGCAGAGUUCCCCGGACACACGCAUGGAGUCAACUGCGUUGCCUUCUCAAGGUCGUCGAAGUACCUCGUGUCGGUGGGAUCGCAGCAUGACAUGAUCGUCAACGUGUGGGACUGGCGGGCGAAUUUGAAACUGGCUAGUAACAAGGUGUCGUCACGCGUCAAAGCGGUGAGCUUCGCAGAAAAUGGCAAUUACUUCGUCACAGUCGGCUUUAGGCAUGUCAAGUUCUGGUAUCUGGAGUAUUCUAGAAAUGCUAAGAUCAAAGAACCAGUACCUCUAAUGGGUCGUUCGGCGAUACUAGGCGAACAGAAAGACAAUGAGUUCUGCGACGUCGUGUGCGGGAGAGGCGAAGCGGCUGACAGCACGUACGCUAUUACCAGGAGUGGGCUGUUGUGUGAAUUCAAUAGUAGGAGGUUGCUAGAUAAAUGGGUCGAACUUAGGACGACAUCAGCAAACUGCAUGUCGAUCGGUGCCGGCUACAUAUUUGUGGGCUGCGCCGAAGGACUGGUGCGAUGUUUCGCUCCUGACUCCCUACGAUACGUUACCACGUUACCGAGGACGCAUUAUCUGGGAGUGGACGUGGCCCAGGGACAUAAUAUAAGCCACAUGUUCACCGUGCCGCCCAACGCGCGGUAUCCAGACGCCAUCGCUUUAACAUAUGAUGACAGAAACCACAAGCUCACCUGCGUUUACAACGAUCACAGUCUUUAUGUAUGGGACGUCAGAGAUAUUAAAAGGGUGGGCAAAUCCCACUCAGCCCUCUACCACUCCGCUUGCAUCUGGGGCGUGGACAUGGCCAACGGGGCCGGCACCCUCCCUGCAGGCACCUUCCUCACCUGUUCCAGUGACGACACAGUCAGGAUGUGGACCCUGCAGGGCAGGAGCGGGCCCAAUAUCUACAGCAACGAACUGAACAAAGUGGUGUACAUCGACCCGGAGCUGAAAUUCCUGAAAGAUGCAGAUCUCAGCGCGGCGGAUAAGGACAAAGCGAAGUCGUAUGACGACAAGACUGGUGUGCGAUGUGUGCGGAUAAGUCCUGACGGCGCUCACAUAGCAUCGGGUGACCGAGCUGGCAACGUGUGGAUACAUUCAGCCACCGGCUCACUGUUGCACAGGUUGGAGGCUCACGACGCCGAAGUAUUAUGCCUGGAGUACUCGGCUAAACCGCGGCUCUUAGCUUCAGCUUCGAGAGAUCGUCUCAUUCACGUGUUCAUGGUCGAUCGGGGCUACCAAAUUCUUCAAACCUUAGACGAACACUCAUCUAGUAUAACAGCAGUACGCCUGAUCCCUGCCCCCGCCCCCGCCACUCUUCAGCUAGUAUCCUGCGGAGCCGACAAAACUGUUCUAUUUCGACAACUUAUUGUGACUCCAGACGGGGGUUACAAGUUCGAACGAGGACAGAACGUGUCCGGUCGGACGACGUUGUACGAUAUGGAGGUGGACGCCGGCGGACGACACGUCCUGACAGCCUGUCAGGACCGCAACGUGAGGGUGUACAGCGCUUCCAACGGCCGACACACGAAGACGUUUAGAGGGACCACGGCCGAUGACGGAACCCUAAUCAAGGUGGCUCUGGAUAACAGCGGCAUCUACCUCGCUACUUCGUGUACGGACAAAGUGCUCAGCGUUUACGACUAUUACUCCGGGGAAUGUAUGGCGACCAUGUAUGGACAUUCCGAAAUAGUCACUGGACUUAGGUUCACACCGGAUUGCCAACAUCUAAUAUCAGCCUCCGGCGACGGUUGUGUGUUUGUAUGGCGUGUACCUCACGACAUGGUGGUCACUAUGAGAGCUAGAUUAGCUCAGCAGGCCAUAAGGCAGGGCAAACGAGUGGCGCCAUCUAACGGCGUGAGCGGUGUGGAAAGUGAAACGGACUCGCAUCUCGGCUCGCCACCUCGAGAAUUAUUGGAUGACAAAUUCACUACGCCUGUCGUACCAGACUAUACGCUCCGUAUUGGUCGCCUGCCCUCUUGGGCCAAGAAGAGUCUCGGCGACGAGCUAGUCCCCGAGUGCCCCGCGCCCGACCCGCCCGCGCGGGGCAAGUGGGCGCGCCGGAUACAACCGAACGACAAACGUGGCGAUUCGGACGGCUCAAAAGACAGCUCGCUCGAUAGCGGCACCGACACACGCUACGGCGACAAGCGACGCGACGUCGUCAGCAAACAGAGGCCGAAAUCCCUCAACCUGUCGCAGCUGCCGCGCGUGGAAGCGCUGUUUCGCAACUUCGACGCGACCAUCCGUAAAACAUACGACAUUUUGACCAUUUCGCCGAGACUGGAGAAGGUGUCGCUGCAGCUGCCCCCGCCAACGGCGCGCACGCGCCACCACACAGACGACUCGUCACUUGGCAGUUUUAAAUAUGAGGAACAAGAGUCAACGGAACACGAUGGCGAUAUAGAGGACAUCUCAGAUGGCGAACGAACGUCGUCCUCUGAGAGAAAUCGACCGACCUACUAUCCUGGAAAUAAUGACGACGAUACGCCUGGAGAAUUCAUGGUGAACGCAAUGGACGCUGAGGAGUUGCGCCAGUCUAUGCGGCGCUCAAAACAGUGGGCCGGGGACAGAUUAGCGCCCCCAGCGACAGGGGCCUCGCUUAGCGGCUCUGGACACGAAGAAGAUGAGGAUGAGGUGUCGACGCCAUCAGGAGACAAUGCGGAGCGCAAUCCUCUCUCAGGCUCUUGUGAGAGCAUAGACACAGCCGUCAGACGAGAGAAGUACCUUAAGUCGGCCUUCGAUAGCCUCAGCGGCGCCGAGUUGGACACUAUCCCUGGAGGUCACACAUCCUUAUCGGCGCAGCACCUGUCCCGCGCGCCCCGCACCGCGCCCACCCCCGCGCCGCGCACGCCCUCCAAGCCGACCGACCCUGAGGCGGCGCGCCGGCGCGAGGAGCUCCACCGCCGGAUACUGGAGACGAGGCGCCAGCUGGAGAACGUGGCGUUCCGGUCGAACCUCAAAUCCAGCCAAUCCACGACGGACCUCUCGUACAUUCCCGAAAAGGACAGGAACCGCAAUAGACCCGUCUCUAUGGCCGUGCCGAGCAAUUCCAGACCAUACGCCAACCGAACUCACCUAUCGCUGUACGCACCAGAGGAAGAGUCCGGCAUGAGACGCGCCAUCUCGCUCUCGGACCUGGCCGCUAAGCCGCUACCGGCGCCUAGGACGCAAGCAGCGGCAAGCAAACCCGUAGCUUCUGCUAGUCCCGGGAAGAGCCCAAGCGGCUUCGCCAGGCCUGCGCCAAGAUAUACCUCGAAAUCUAAUAUGACGAGAAGUAGCAGUGUUGGGGUUUUGAACCAGAGCGACUCAGAAUCCGAUCCUGCGCCGUCAAGAACCCGCGGUGCGGGUCUGAUGCGGCCCACGAUUAGUUCUAUGAACAAACAGGCCAGCAACAGCCGACGCAGGCCGCUACCCAACGCUUAUAGCUCAGUUUCGCUGUCGACGGCCGCCCAAGAAGAGUCCAGCUCCGAAGCGGAGGACAAGCCAGGGCAGCCCCGACCGAGGGCGGGCAGCAUCGAUGCUCGGCGUAUUGGUCGGAGCGGCUCGGAGCGUGACCUAUCCGCGAAAGCGCGAGAAGUUACGGCGCGGCUAACUCAGCCCUCGAGCCGGCCGCGUGGCAAAACUGACCCACCUACCCCAGACCCGCAGCUGUCAUCGUCCCAGCUAUGCUCAGCUUUAACUGAGCAGUUGACGCGCACAGCGAGCAAGGUCGUCCAGUUGUACCGGAGUCUUAGGCAAGAGCCGGGCGCCGCCGCUGACAUUAGUGGUAUAGAAGCAGCAAUUCUAGAAACGCAGAAAGUCCUCCGCGGCGCCGUCACACAGAACGGGGAUGCGCCCAGCAGCCUAUCAUCCACUGAGGGGGAGUACAGGGGGAUGAACGUUGAUAGUGCGAGGCAGAAACUGGAGCACCUUGUGUCUAAAGAAUCCAACAACAUGUCCAUAAUGGAACAAUACAGCGACAUACUCCUAAACAUGAUGCAAAGCAAGAUGGUCAACCAGUUCUCGCAGAGCCCUCAGUCACUACCACCGCGCGAACCCGGGGCAAGCAGCUAGUAUAUGUAGCGACAUAACAUGUGAUAUAAUAUACCAAGAAACGUGUAAAAACGACCUUCAAAAACGCCACCUACUGGCGAAAGUUAGUACUAAACUUUUUAGGACAGCUCGCGCCAUCUAUGAUGAGUCGGUGCUAAACUUUUCAAGACAGGUCACGCCAUCUAGUGGAUCUGAUGUACGUGAGAUUAUGUUAAGACUAAUAGUCAGUAAUGCCAUCUAGUGGUGAAUACUUGGUACUAUACUAAAUGUGAAGGUGAUACAACUGGUUGGACGCUAUCUGGUGGUGAGUAGUUGGACAAUUAUAAGUGUGUUUUAGCCUGUGAUGGAAUUUAAACUGUUUAUUUAGACCUUCUGUGUCGCUUUGUGAAUACUUUUUACAUAAAAUUACACUGGUCAUGGUGGUCCUAGAAUGUCAAUACAUAGUUGGAAAUCGGCCUAGAGUAUUUUUAAUCUUUGCUUGAAUUAGAAAUGACGUAUUAAGUAUUAUAUCUAAAUCGACAAGAAUGUUUAUAUACUUGGACCGCAACGCCAUCUUUCGGUUUGGUUAUGGAAGUAUAUUGCAACGCCAUCUAGUGAUUUGAUUAUGAAAGUCGUCCAAAUAAUGUUUUAGUUGUAACCAGGGCAUUGUAUGUUCGUGUCAAUUUUGCUAAAAAAAUAUUUUAGGACUAAUAUUGUGAUUGUGCGGCGUCCAUUAUUUAGUUUACAUUUGACAUUACAUAUUUAUUGCAUUUCAUUAUAUUCUUUCCAGUAUUAGCCUUUUUUAGAUUUUUAUUAGAAACUGUUUUUUUUAUAUUAUACUGUUAUAAUCAAAGAGAAUUUAAAAUAGAGGCGUAUUGUUUCGACACAUGAUUAAAUCUUUUCGAGCGAUACCUUUGGCCUGUACUCGUGUAGAUGGCGACACCUGUUGAUAACAAAUUUAACACAUCCGUGAAUGAACAAGGAUCAAAGUCAAAUGGAGUUUUAAAAGUUUUAAUCGUGUGUCGAAAGAUGGCAGUAAAUGUACUGUGGCUACAAAAUUUACUUUGACAAUACGCCUCUAUUCUAAAUUAUCUUUGGUUAUACAUAAUACAACGCCAGUCGAGAUAACUCUAAUGUGUGUCUAAAAUGUCCAAUACGCAUAGAUCAAUUCAACAACGUACACUCCUUUGACCGAAAGGAUCUGUUGAAGAGUUAAUGAAGAAACCCACAGUGCUAUUGUGUGGCCAAAAUCCGGUACGGCAAAAAAAUCGAGAAAACUGCGUCAUCGCUAGAGAUUGGGAGUGCAAGACAAUGUGCUAGUGUAAUGUACAAUUAGAAUGUGCUAGUGCAAGCUAGACAGCCAACUUAAGAGACAGGAGUUGUCAUUUCUCCAUACAAACGUACUCGACUUUUUCAUCCGUGGUUUUUGAACCUAGAGCAAUGUUUUUCUCAACACAGGUUAUUAUCUGUUAUCUGUUUUAUCUGUUUUGAUAUUUUUGGUUUUUAAGGCGCUAGAGCACUUCAAAUAUUCGCAAAACGGCCUAAUUUACUAGGCCGCAAAGAGAAGCAUGGCAUUCAAAACUGACAUAUUUUAGCCUAAAUAGCAAAACAGUCCGACACAGAUAAUUUCAUUGCCAUUUACAUCUCAAAUGGUUUGGAGAUGGUUUGGACACGUGGAAAGAAUGAGUGAAAGAAGGCUAACAAAGAGAGUGUAUUAGGGAGAGGUAGAAACGGGAGUUGGAAGGGGCAGACCUCGGCGGACUUUCUAUGAUCAGAUCGGGGAAAUCCUGAAGAAAGGCCAGGUCAAGAGCACCCUAAACCGGCGAGCGUGUAUGAGGAAUGUUAUGAAAGUGAAGGAAGCGAAAGAGGUAUGUCAGGAUCGUAGCAAGUGGAAAUCCGUGGUCUCUGCCUACCCCUCCGGGAAAUAGGCGUGAUUAUAUGUAUGUAUGUAUGUAUGUAUGUUACAUCUCAAAAUUUCGUCACAUUUGGUUAAGUUUUGGAGGAGGAAACAGUCGAGUACGAAACAUCGAUUUUCAGAUUUUUACGCAGGAUUUUUUGUGCCUAACCUGGCGUUGUCCUUAUCGCACUAGUUUUAAGAGCCGCUUCCGUUAGCGAUACGGAUAUAUUCACCUAAAAUAUAUUAAUAACGGGUCACUCGCGUAUAUUAAGUCGAAAAACGCUAGACAUGUUUCACUCGGUAGCGAGGAGUGUCAUCAGGAGCUUGCGUUGACGGUGACGGACCGGCGCAGACUGCGGGCUGCAGCCCCGUGAGUGACCCGUUAUUAAUAUAUUUAAUAUUUCUGUGUCUCACGGAAGUUUUGUUAUUAAAAUUCACCUAAAAUAUUUAAAUAUCAGCUUCCGUAUCCUCUUAAUCAUUAACGACUCUCGCAAGCACAUAGGGUUUGGCCCUACAAUAAUAAUAAUAAUAACUCCACGGCCGAAUUCGGCCACGGCGACUGCUGUCAACUCCGUUGCUGUCGCUGGUGUGCUCGCAAGUGGCUGAUGUAGCCGAUCUUGUUACUAAAAGUUCGCGAACAUUGCGGGCAUGUGAGCACACCAUUAACAAAGUUAUAGGGUAUUGCCGCGGGUGGUCUGGCUUUUGUUCUAUCGCGCUUGGCAUCAAGCUCUAAGCGCCGCUGAGACUCAAAAUCGGUUAUCUUGGCAUUUAUUGCAGCCCGCCAUUCCGUACGCACGGCUGCCUGCUGCUCCCAUCGCGAGCCCUACAAUAGUACUUAACUGGACAUUAUAUGGUGAAAAUAAAUUUUAAAUAUUUAAAAACAUUGGACGCUGCCUACCACAUGACGUAUAUUGGAGAUUAUUCGUCAUGUGAUGGAGUAACAGAUUUGUGAAACUGACAUUUUAUUCUGCGGUAAAAUUUUAAGUUUUACAAGUGUGAAAUACUAAUUUUGUUUUAAUAGCAUAACAAGGAGAUUUGUACGAUAAUGACGCCACCAUUUUAUUUCUUAUACGAGGAAUACCUAUAAGUCUAAAAUUCGAUAUAUUUUUUUGGAAACCUUUUGUUUUUUUUUCUGUGACUUGUCGUAAUGUUAGAAUUUUUUAAAUUAACCGAAUCAAGUAAUUUUCGUAUAAACAAUUAACACAUUUUUAUUUUCAUUAUUUAUAAAUAAAAAAUAGACAUUUAUUUAAAGAAAAAUAUAAAUGACAUCACACCCCCAAAAAGUAUUAAUUUAUUUAUUUAUAAGUUUUUUUUAUUAACACAAAAUGCACGUUUUUAACGAUUGUAUCCGAAUUCCGAAUCCGUUUGAUACUGCAGGCGCUAAAUGUCAAUUCAAUAGAUUUUGCAAAAUAUGUGAAACUGACGCUCAAAAUUGACUAAAGUGACGGGGUAACUUUAGCCAAUUAUCUGUAAGAUUCAAUAAGAUAUUUCUAUUAGUAAAACUGUCAUAUAGUUUUAUUGAUAGCCGUAGAGAUAUCUUCAUUUGAAUUUAAGUAUAAUUCAUUAAAAUGGUGGCGCCAUCUAGGCUUAGCCCUGUAUAACCAUGUGAGAUACUUAAACUAAAAAAGACAUUAAAAAUCACUUUUAGACAUUUUAAAAAUCUUAAGCUAUUAUUUGAUAAAAUUUAUUGUUUUUAAAUGUUAUUUAUUCCGUUCGUUGUUAAAUUGUAUAUUUUAAAUUGGUUUCUAAAUUGUUUUUAAAUAACGAAUUUAAUCAGUUAAAAAAAAGGAAUAUCCGUCGCCAUUUUUAGAUAGUAUUUAUAUUUGCAUUUAUUUAUCAUUCCAAUUAUGUUUUUAUUAAGUAUUCUUUACAAAUGCACAAAACCAAGUAAGAAACGAGUUUUUUUGCGAUUUUAGCUUUUAAAAAAUCAAGAUUUAAGAAAAGUAAAAGGUACCCGUCAUUACAAAGUACCUCUUUCUGUUUUUGUCAAUAAUAACUAUUUGUAACUGCAUCUUUAUGCCAAUAUUAUCUCUUUAUGACAAACAACAAAGAGGUACAUACUGUCUAAGAACAAUACAUAAGAGUGUGAACUACAUGUGUGUCCUAUGUAGGGAAUUAACGGAAUUGUGAAUUUUAAACCUCCUAUUAUAAGGGUGUAAAUAUUAAAAAUAAGUGACAACUGUACAUUUCAGCCGCUUCACAAAACUUAAAUUAUGACUAAGCCAAUUUCUUAAUUAUUUGAGCGUGUUUUAGAAAUGUGCUCAAAUAUAUUAUUCUAUAAAUAGUGCUUAGGUUAUUCACUAGAUGGCACUAGUAUUUUUGUAUUUUUUUAAACUCUUUUAGCUGCCACUAUGAUGUAUUUUAUUUUACGCAAAGUCUUACUUUAUAUCUUUACUUUUGUUUUUAUAUUCACUAGCGCCACCUUUUGUCGAAUAACUAGCACUAUUUUUUUUCUGUUAUAAGUACGACAAAUAGCACAGUCUACGCCUUGUGUACCCUAAAUUGAACCUUACAUCCCAUUAAUAAGGUUUAAUUUUACUAAAGUCAAACUUUUCAAGUCCACUUCUGAAAUGGGAUUGGUUCCUUUACAUCGGCAACAUUGAUAUAAUUAAAGGUUAUAUGUAUCAAAACACUGAAUUGUAAAUAUAAUCUUAUUGCCGAGCCAUAGAGCUCAAUUUGUAAUGAUUGGAAUAUGUUUCUUGCGUCCAAGUACUAGGAGUGAAUUGUCAAACUUAUUAUUAAAUUGCAUGUGUGUAGAACUAAAGUCGUUGGCGUGGCGUGAAACGUGAUUUUACCGACUGAUAUCAAAGAAAUGGGGUUAUGGUUAUGAAUAAUUAUUAUAAGACAAAUAAUGGUUUUAUUAAUCUUUCAGUUUGACAGAACUUAGUACAUAAAAUUCGAAUAUUAUGUGUUCCGUUCUACGUCCAAGAUCUUGACUGAGAGCGUACCGCCGCCGUUGACCGAUAGAUGCCGCUAGUGUCUAUGUAGUCUAUAUGCUAGUGUGUAUGAAUAUGUGUUACAUAUUUUUUGACAAUAAAUAAUACAUAUCCUUCUUCCUAAUUUAUGUUGUUUGUUGUAGUUGUUUUUGGAAGUCAAGUAUUUUUUUAAUCUUUAACACUAUAUUAAACUUUUAAAUAUGGUUUUAAUUUUAUUUAUAAAGAAAAUCUUAAAAAAUAAUAAUAUUUAGUUACAUGUAAAAAAUCCGCAACGCAGGCUUCGUCAGGUGGCUACAAAUGCAAAUCAGCAACAUGCUUCGUCCCAAAAAUACCAAUGAUGAUAUCCGCAACAGGCUUCGUCACUUUUUUUUUUGUUUAAAUAAAAUAACCGUCACGAAUCGCACCUGGUUCAAAUGUCCCCAUUACGCUGGCAGCGUUACCGCGCUGAAUGGCCAACGAGAUCUGUUGGACCAGGUACGAUCCGGACCGAGGGUCGCACCCCCUGUCCCUCAGCCGCCGACCCAAAUCCCUCACCUCCCUAUAUUAAACUAACAUAAAACAUAUAUAUCUUCCAAUAACGAAUUAUUAAAAAACAUAAAAUUUCGGCUGCAUUUACAGUAUUUAAUUAAUUAAUGAUAACACAUAAAACUGAUAUCAUUACCGCAGCCAUAAAAUCGAAAUAAACAUAUCUAAUGUAUUUGAGAUCCCACUUCUGAAGUCUGAAUUACAAUCGGAAUAGUUUUUGUCAUAACCCACUUCUUAUUUGAGUGGUGUUCACGUUUCAAACCGCGCCACCAGGUUGGCUGUGAGUCGUCUGAAUUAGCCUACAAUGCACAUUUCAAUUGUAUCUUGCAACGCCCUUCUUGCAAAAUGUAGAAACAUACCACUUAUAUAAGUUACGCAAAAAUUGUCAGCGUUUAUUCGGACUGUGGACUGGAGUCACAGGGCGGACAUCAAAAAUCACUUGCGUUUCUAAGUGUGAACGGCACGUCUGUACACGCGGCAUGCGUUAUUGUGUGAGUAAGUUGCUUAAAACCAGUACUGAGCAACCGGCAAACGGCCGUCAAUCUGCUGUCGCGGAGCGAGGUCAUUCGAAUCAGGGCGGGGCGGUGAGUGGCCGUUCUGUAUGAUAAUACUAUUACUUAUUCUGUAGUUUAAAUUCAAAAAAAUCACGAAAAUGGUAAACAAGCGUAGGGCCCAUUUAAUAGUUUUUUUAAAACAAAACUCUCAUAAGCGCAGACUUUGCUGUAACUUAUAAAAGUGGGAAUAAGUCUUAUUCGCUUCAUAGACCUAGUAAAGGUAAUACUGUAAAGACAAGUUCAUAUUUGAACUAAAUCUAUUUUAUCCUAAUACAGUACUAAAUAUAGUACAAAUCUAAUCUGAAUCUUGCCCUGUUACGAACGUUCUAAUUUCCAAAUCAUGCCUUCAUAAGUAUGGAUGGUAUAGAAAGGAUGCCAAUCUCUUAUGGCAGAAUUGUUGCAAAAGUGACCGCUUUCAGCUUUAAAUAAUAGUUCCUAAUCUCUCCGGUGGCGCUAGUUAGGCUCUGGGACAUGAGUAUAACAUGAACCAUAUAAGGCAACAAAUAACCCGACCAAAUUACGUAGGUUGUUUUUGGUAGUAUUUCGGUGUAUGGUGGCGCCGCCUAAUUACUGUUUUUUGAUGGACACUUUUCAUACAUAGAGAUUUGGCUCCUUUAUAUAGUCUCCAUGUUUAUAAGGUUUAAAAGUCAUUUUAGAUUUGUACUAUAAUUAGUUAAUUAUAUUUCGGACCUAGGGAUCUAUGGAACGAAUAGGCAGUGAACGCGACGCAAUUUCAAUACUAACUUUUGUAUAAAGGGCAUAUUAAUAAUUUAAUUAUUAACAUUAAUUAUCUGAUAAUUAACUCGUAAGUGUCGAUUAACGUCCGUUGGGUCAAUGUUAUCGUAGUUCAUAAGUGUUUUUUUGCAAUUUUCGUCACAAUUUCUAGUAUAAGCUGUAGUGGGUAGUUGCUUCGUUUUAUUGAUACCAGAUUUCAAAAUACCCUCAAAACAUUUUUUGUAGAUCAAACUAUAAUUAAUUGUGUGCUUCCAAAUUCAAAAUUUAGUAAUUGACGUUUCUAAAUUUCUGGAAUAUUACACACAUUUUUGAGAUUUAGUAUUUUGCUCUGGUAUUCAUAAAAUGGUGGGUAGCUUGCGUGCGUAAAUGUUUUCAGGGUUAUGUUACAAUUUGAUAUAUUUCAUUGAAUGUGAAACCCUAAAAAAUGUUAAUCUUCAUAAUGUCACUAAACAACCCCUUUAUUCUCUUAAGGCCCACUGUCCUUCCCGUAGUACUAAUUACUUCAAUAUAAUUUAAACCAUUUUCAAUUGGAACAGUUGCAUUUCUUUUGUUUCAAUCGAUUUCAAAACAAAAGAAAUUCAACCAUAUUUUCUUCAUUAUUGAUUUCAAAUUCAAAUGGCAUUUUUUUUUGUAUGGAUGGCCUUAGGUUACAAUAAAGGGGCCAACUAUGCAACAGACUCUUUUAGAAUACAAAAGUUCACCUCCUCGCCAAUAGAGGCGCUUCAAAUAUAAUUAAUUUCCUAUUUUAGGAAAAUACUGAGUGUAAGGAAGUCUGUGUACUAUAUGUGGGUGCCAAAACAGUCUUCCAUUCUGAGUACGUAAAAUAUGUGUGGAAACUCAAAUAAAACAACUGAGUUACGUCAAGUUUUAACAUUUCCCUGAUAAUUUUACAUUGUACGUAACCAUCUUGUAGAUAUGUUUUUUAUUUAAUGUUCAAAAGUGUAAUGCCAUUUGCGGAAAAGACUAAUGUUAUAUAUUAAUGAAUACGAUAUUAUAAUUAUUAUUCAACAA
This is a messenger RNA of Cydia strobilella, 12714 nucleotides long. RefSeq names its product mitogen-activated protein kinase-binding protein 1 (gene Wdr62). The transcript has 37 exons. Lineage: Eukaryota; Metazoa; Arthropoda; Insecta; Lepidoptera; Tortricidae. The record is from RefSeq and is a predicted model, not a curated record. Bases 659 to 5098 code for a protein of 1479 amino acids. Gene Ontology annotation, biological process: centriole replication. Gene Ontology annotation, molecular function: protein binding. Gene Ontology annotation, cellular component: mitotic spindle.